Molecule: messenger RNA, 2084 nt
Organism: Alnus glutinosa
Lineage: Eukaryota; Viridiplantae; Streptophyta; Magnoliopsida; Fagales; Betulaceae
Exons: 6
Coding region: 211-1485 (424 amino acids)
Source: RefSeq, a predicted model, not a curated record
AAGCCACCGCACUCUCCUUCGCACACCAAAAUAGCCAUCAACACGAACAUAUAGAGUAUUAAAAUAAUUAAGAAAGACAAAUAUAACAAAUAUCUUUGCACGCAAAAGAAUAAUUAAACCCUUUUGAAAUCGUCCACUGUUCACCCAAACAAACCUGAUUCUCUACCGAUACCCAUACGACGCCGUAUCAGUUUCUAUCGCCUGCCGACAAUGUCCGUCUCCGGAGGUGUCUCGAUUGCCCGGAACCGCGGCGAGAACCGGUUCUACAAUCCCCCACACGUGCGACAACGACAACAGCAGCAACAACGACAACAAGUAGAGCAGCAGCAAGAGAAGCAUCAGAGACCGUCGACUUGUUCUUCUUCGGUGGAGUCGGAGAAAAGGGCUGGCUCCGAUGAGUGCGCGUCGUUUUCUUCUUCCACGACGAUGAAGUCCGAUUGUUCGGUUUCUGGGUUGGGUUCGGGUUUGGGAGCGAGCGAUGCCGCCACGAAUUUGGAUCGGUUCUUGGAGUACACGACUCCGGCGGUGCCCGCUCAGUAUUUUCCUAAGACAAGCAUGAGGGGAUGGAGGACUCGUGAGCCGGAGUUGCAUCCAUACUUUGUGCUCGGCGAUCUGUGGGAGUCCUUUAAGGAAUGGAGCGCAUAUGGAGCAGGUGUGCCUCUUUUGUUGAAUGGAAGUGACUCUGUCGUUCAGUAUUAUGUGCCAUACUUGUCUGGCAUUCAGCUCUAUAUAGAUCCAUCAAAGCCCUCUCCAAGACUGAGGAGGCCUGGUGAGGAGAGUGAUUCCAUGUCAUCCAGGGAGUCAAGUAGUGACAGUAGCAGUGACUGUGGAGCAGAAAUAGGAGCCAAUGGCGUUGUUCAUGGCACUUGGAGUCAGCAGAACAUUACAGAAGCAAAUAUCCAGGGCUUGAAAAGAGUUUCACUGAGAAAUAAAACCUUUACGGGUUCAUCAAGUGACGAAAGCGAGAAUGGCAAACCUUCAGGUCAGCUUGUGUACGAAUACUUGGAGCGUGAUCCACCAUUUAGUCGUGAACCUUUGGCUGAUAAGAUUUCAGUUCUUGCAUCUCGGUUUCCAGAGCUGAGGACAUACAAGAGCUCUGAUCUAUCACCUUCAAGUUGGAUUUCUGUGGCAUGGUAUCCAAUAUACAGGAUACCCACUGGUCCGACACUGCAGAACCUGGAUGCCUGCUUCUUGACCUUUCAUUCUUUGUCGACUCCCUUCAAAAUUACAAGCUCUGAUGGGCUGCAUUUUCGUGGUUCAAGGCCAAAGGAGGUUCACAGCGCUGACUUGUCCAUUAAUCUUUCGUUGCCCAUUUUUGGGCUUGCUUACUACAAGUUCAAAGUUUCUGUUUGGAAUCCCAAUGGAGCUUAUGAAUGUCAGAAAGCCAAUUCUCUAUUGCGAGCUGCUGACAACUGGCUCAGGCUAUUGCAAGUCAAUCACCCGGAUUACAGUUUCUUUGUGUCCCACAACUCAAACUGGAGGUAAGAGGGAUCUCCGACUAACUCAUGUCUAAUCUGAAAAUGCAAGAGAAUUUAACCUCAAAUUGCAGAAAGGAUUAUUGAUCGGAUAUUGAGUGUAUUCAGAUUCUAGUAUUCCUUGGCUCCUUUUUCUGUCUAGUCGAAGAAGUGCCAAAUAAUACUCUGGUUAUGGGAUUUUUUUAUGAAAGGCUUGGUAAGCAGAGUAAAUGAUGAUGAUGAUGAUGAUAUGAUCCUUAAGGAAAUGGCUGUUCUGAAAGGGGAGUGUGUCUCAAUGAUGGAUAUUACAGACGUGAAUCCUUAUGAGGUAUUUUGAUGAUAAUCCAUAUUUGAGUCGUUUUGUCUUGUGGGGAGGUGGCUUAAAAUAGCCUGAAAAUGACAGUUGAUACAGACUUUUUAACUAGUUUGUCAGAUGAUGAUGAAAAAAAAAAAGUUUAGUUCAUCUGUAUAUAUAGAACUGGCCUCGCUACAUACUUUUUUGUGGCAAUAGUUUCCAGGAUUUGAGCAUCUAUUAUAAACAUCAAUGUUUUGGCAUGUAUGGUUUUGAGCUAUGUGUUAUUUGAUUCGUUUUUCUUGCCCGUGAAGCCAUGAAAAUGGCCAAGGGUCCCA